Messenger RNA from Otolemur garnettii (small-eared galago), 910 nucleotides. RefSeq names its product suprabasin (gene SBSN). NCBI's taxonomy places the organism in Eukaryota, Metazoa, Chordata, Mammalia, Primates, Galagidae. Bases 70 to 825 code for a protein of 251 amino acids. The record is from RefSeq and is a predicted model, not a curated record. The transcript has 5 exons.
GGGAGAGAGGAUAAAUAGCAGCCUUGCCACUCUGGCUCCUCUCUGCAUCCUCCCCACCUUCCCAACAACAUGCAUCUUGCCAGUUUGGUCAGCUCCUGCUCCCUCCUACUGCUUUUGGCGGCCCUGCCAGGAUGGGCAGCCAGUGAUGACCCCAUUGAGAAGGUCAUUGAAGGGAUCAACCGAGGGCUGAGCAAUGCAGAGAAAGAGAUGGGCAAAGCUCUGGAAGGCAUCAACAAUGGACUCACCCAUGCUGGAAGGGAAGUGGAGAAAGUUUUUAAUGGACUCAGCAACGUUGGGAGCCAGGCCAGCAAGGAGGUGGACAAGGGCGUCCAGGGGCUCAACAGCGGCUUGGACAAGGUAGCGCAUGAGAUCAACCGUGGCACUGGACAAGCAGGAAAGGAAGCAGAGAAGUUUGCCCAUGGGGUCCACAACGCUGCUGGACAGGCUGGAAAGGAAGCAGACAAAGUGGUCCAAGGGGCCUACGGUGGGGUCAACCAGGCCGGAAAGGAGGCAGAGAAACUUGGCCAAGGUAUCCACCAUGCUGCUGGCCAGGCCGGAAAGGAAGCGGAGAAACUUGGCCAAGGUGUCCACCAUGCUGCUGGCCAGGCCGGGAAGGAGGUGGACAGGUUGCAGCAGGAUGUUCAUAAUGGGGUCAACCAAGCCGGCAAGGAGGCCAACAAGCUGCUGAAUGGCAGUCAUCAAGGCGGAUCUACCGGCUAUCACGGAGGGGCCGCAACCACCACAUUGACAUCUGGAGCCUCGGUCAACAAGCCCUUCAUCAACUUUCCAGCUCUGUGGAGGAGCGUCACCGACAUCAUGCCUUAAACUGAUGCCCUGGCCUUGCUGGGCAGACUGCUGUUCCUGUUGUAAUAUCCGCUGAAAUGAACUGGAAGAGCUGGGGGUGGGGGCA